Messenger RNA from Mizuhopecten yessoensis (Yesso scallop), 449 nucleotides. Its product is annotated as beta-microseminoprotein-like. The transcript has 3 exons. The record is from RefSeq and is a predicted model, not a curated record. Lineage: Eukaryota; Metazoa; Mollusca; Bivalvia; Pectinida; Pectinidae. The coding region runs from base 64 to 390 and encodes 108 amino acids.
AGCUUAUCUUUUAACGUUCGUUUUCAUACUGAAAUAGGUCGCAGGGCAACGAAUACGUCCAAUAUGUCAGCUCUUUGGAUAAUUGUACUGGUCUGUGUCCUGUCUGUAAGGGUGGAAUCAUCAUGUUUUAUGUCUCUACAUAACGCAACAGCCGAAGGCUGUGAGUAUAAUGGACGACAGAUUGCUGCCGGGGACUCUUACAGGGACAUGGACACGUGCAUUUCGUGCAGUUGUGGCCAUGACAACAGCAUACAAUGUUGUGGUUUUGGCCACCAGGCUGGAGUGUUUGCUGUUCCUGACGGCUGUUUUAUGCUGAAGAAUGGGUGUGAUUUCAAAAUUGUAAGCACUCAAAAUCAUCUGAUGCCCUGUUCAGCCCCUGUUUUCGGAUAGUUUAUUAAUUCAUAUUUGCUGAUAUAUGUUUAAGAAAAUAAAUAAAAAUAAAAAGCAAA